AUGGAUUACAUCUUUGUGCCAGAUCAUUUAGAAAUUGCUCAAAACAACAAGAAAAAUGGGCGCAUUGUUGGUGAGAUUGCUUUCCAGUUAGACAGGCGUAUUCUUGCACAUGUGUUCCCCGGAAUCACACGGCUCUAUGGAUUCACAGUAUCCAAUAUCCCUGAAAAAAUAAAGCAAGUCUCCACGAGAUCUUUAGAUGGUUCUCUAGACGAGAAAAAAUAUCGAACUAUAACCCAGCGUUAUCGUAACCUGAUUACCCGCUUGAAGAAAAUGGGCUACCAUACUGAUGUCCACCCAGUGUUUAGUGAAUUUCUUAUCAACACCUAUGGCAUCCUGAAGCAAAGGCCUGACCUCAGCUCUAACCCCAUCAAUGAUAAUCCUAAUGAUCUCAGAAAGAUGGUGAUAGACAUUGUCCCAGCUAAAUUCCUUGGCGAUACCUUACUGCUCUUGAACUGUUUGUGUGAGCUUUCCAAAGAAGACAACAAGGCCCUUUUCGCCUGGUAG
This is a messenger RNA of Thamnophis sirtalis, 504 nucleotides long. Lineage: Eukaryota; Metazoa; Chordata; Lepidosauria; Squamata; Natricidae. The record is from RefSeq and is a predicted model, not a curated record.